Molecule: messenger RNA, 4937 nt
Organism: Dipodomys ordii (Ord's kangaroo rat)
Lineage: Eukaryota; Metazoa; Chordata; Mammalia; Rodentia; Heteromyidae
Gene: Plekha6
Product: pleckstrin homology domain containing, family A member 6
Exons: 24
Coding region: 22-3552 (1176 amino acids)
Source: RefSeq, a predicted model, not a curated record
GAAAUCAGAUCGGCCUUGGACAUGUCCAGUAAAACAGGUGGGAAACGCCCUGCUACCACCAACAGCGACCUUUCCAACCACAGCAUGGUGUCCGAAGUCCCUCUGGAGCGGCCCAACCUCCGGGCCACUCGGGCAUCCCGCAAAGCCAUCGCCUUUGGCAAGCGCUCCCAUUCCAUGAAGCGGAACCUCAAUGCACCUGUCACCAAAGCGGGCUGGCUCUUCAAACAAGCCAGCUCUGGGGUAAAGCAAUGGAACAAGCGCUGGUUUGUCCUGGUAGACCGCUGCCUCUUCUACUACAAAGAUGAGAAGGAAGAGAGCAUCCUGGGCAGCAUCCCUCUCCUGAGCUUCCGGGUUGCAGCUGUGCAGCCCUCAGACAACAUUAGCCGGAAGCACACAUUUAAGGUGACCGUGUGCUGGGUAGACGAGGCCGGGGCCAGUUCCACGCACUGCCUCUCCCCACAGGCCGAGCACGCUGGAGUCCGCACCUACUUCUUCAGCGCCGAGAGCCCCGAGGAGCAGGAGGCCUGGAUCCAGGCCAUGGGGGAGGCUGCCCGGGUACAGAUCCCCCCAGCGCAGAAGUCGGGGCCCCAGCCUGUGCGACACAGCCAUGAGAAGCCAGACUCAGAGAACAUCCCACCCAGCAAACACCAUCACCAGCCACCUCACAACAGCCUCCCCAAGCCAGAGCCAGAGGCCAAGACGCGAGGGGAGGGGGACGGCCGAGGCUGUGAGAAGUCAGAGCGGAGGCCUGAGAGGCCCGAAGUCAAGAAAGAGCCUCUGGUGAAAGCCAAUGGCCUUCCAACCGGGCCCGAGCCAGCCUCGGAGCCUGGCAGCCCUUGCCCCGAGGGCCCCAGGAUCCCCGGAGGUGGGGAGCAGCCGGCCCAGCCUAAUGGCUGGCCAUACAGCUCCCCAAGUCGGCCAGGGAGCACAGCUUUUCCACCUCAGGAUGGGGAGAUUGGGGGGCACCGACGGAGCUUCCCACCACGUACUGACCCUGACAAAAUUGCCCAGCGCAAGAGUUCUAUGAACCAACUUCAGCAGUGGGUGAACCUGCGCCGGGGCAUGCCCCCGCCCGAAGACCUUCGGAGUCCCUCUAGGUUCUACCCUGUGUCCCGCCGGGUCCCCGAGUAUUACGGCCCCUACUCUUCCCAGUACCCUGAUGAUUACCAGUACUACCCACCCGGCGUGCGGCCGGACAGCAUCUGCUCCAUGCCGGCCUACGAUCGGAUCAGCCCACCCUGGGCUUUGGAGGACAAGCGCCACUCCUACCGCAAUGGGAGCGGCCCGGCCUACCCAAUGCGGGACUGGAAGGAGCCCGCCGGCUACGGGCGGCAGGAUGGCACCGUCUGGAUCCCCAGCCCCUCCCGGCAGCCAGUCUAUUACGAUGAGCUAGACGCCGCCUCCAGCUCCCUGCGCCGCAUGUCUCUGCAGCCCCGAUCCCACUCCGUGCCCCGCUCGCCCAGCCAGGGCUCCUACGGCCGGGCCCGCAUUUACUCCCCGGUCCGCUCUCCCAGUGCCCGUUUUGAGCGGCUGCCUCCUCGGAGCGAGGAUAUCUAUGCUGACCCCACCACCUACGUGAUGAGGCGUUCUGUCAGCUCCCCAAAGUAUGAUUACCUGGGAGACAGGCGGCCAGUCCCCGCAGGACUGUUCCCUUACAACUACCCACCAUCCCCCACGGUCCACGAUAAGAUGAUGAGUGAGAGCGAGACUCUCAUCAGUAUGGUGAAUCGCAUGGUGGAGAACUCCUCCCCCAGGGCCCAACUCUUCAUGCAAGUCCCUCCGUACCCAGAAGUGUUCCGGGACGGCCUCCACACCUACAAGUUAAACGAGCAAGACACGGAUAAGCUGCUGGGCAAGUUGUGUGAACAGAACAAGGUGGUGAGGGAGCAGGACCGGCUGGUGCAGCAGCUCCGGGCAGAGAAGGAGAGCCUGGAGAGUGCCUUGAUGGGGACCCACCAGGAGCUGGAGAUGUUUGGAAGCCAGCCCGCCUAUCCAGAGAAGCUGCUGCACAAGAAGGAGUCGCUGCAGAACCAACUCAUCAACAUUCGGGUGGAGCUGUCUCAGGCCACCACGGCACUGACCAACAGCACCAUGGAGUACGAGCACCUUGAGUCUGAGGUGUCGGCGCUGCAUGAUGAGCUGUGGGAACAGCUCAAUUUGGACAUCCAGAAUGAAGUGCUCAACCGGCAAAUCCAGAAGGAGAUCUGGAGGAUCCAGGACGUGAUGGAGGGGCUCAGGAAGAACAACCCCUCACGGGGCACCGACACGGCCAAGCACAGAGGAGGACUCAGCACCUCAGCAACCUACAGCUCCAACAGCCCAGCCAGCCCCCUCAGCUCUGCCAGCCUCACCAGCCCCCUGAGCCCUUUUUCACUGGUGUCUGGCUCUCAGGGGUCCCCCACCAAGCCGGGGUCCAAUGAGGAAUCCGGCCCACCUCGGCCUCCCCUCCCCAAAGCCUACGUCCCCCUGGAGUCUCCUCCCACCGUCCCUCCACUCCCUAGCGAGAACCGUUUCUGGCCAUACCCCAGCUCCCCUUCCUGGCACCGCAGUGGCGAUCCAGCCAGGGGUCAGCCCAAGACAAACUAUGCACAAAGCAAGAAAGAGUCCCACCAGCCUUCUCCCCUGGACCCGCCAAGAGACAUCAGCCUCACGCCCACCAGACAAGAGAUAGAGGCAGAGAAGCAGGCAGCUCUCAACAAAGUUGGCAUUGUGCCCCCUCGGACGAAGUCACCCACCGAUGAGGAGACGGCCCCGUCGGCGGUGGUGAGGAGGACUGCCAACGGGCUCACCAACGGACUCUCGUCCUCCCGGCAGGAGCGCCCCAAGAGUGCUGUGUUCCCCAGUGAGGGCAAGGUCAAGAUGAGCGUGGAGGAGCAGAUCGACCGGAUGCGGCGGCACCAGAGCGGCUCCAUGAAGGAGAAGCGAAGGAGCCUGCAGCUCCCAGCCAGCCCGGCCCCCGACCACAGCACCAGGCCAGCUUACAAAGUGGUGCGCCGUCACCGCAGCAUCCACGAGGUGGACAUCUCCAACCUGGAGGCGGCCCUGCGGGCAGAGGAGCCUGGUGGCCAGGCCUACGAGACCCCACGGGAGGAAAUUGCCCGACUCCGCAAGAUGGAGCUGGAGCCUCAGCACUACAAUGUAGACAUCAAUAAAGAGCUCUCCACUCCAGACAAAGUCCUGAUCCCUGAACGAUACAUUGACCUGGAACCUGACACUCCCCUGAGCCCUGAGGAGUUGAAGGAGAAGCAGAAGAAGGUGGAGAGGAUUAAGACACUCAUUGCCAAAUCCAGUAUGCAGAACGUGGUGCCCGUCGGCGAGGGGGACUCUGUGGACGUGCCCCAGGACUCAGAGAGCCAGCUGCAGGAGCAGGAGAAGCGGAUUGAAAUCUCCUGUGCCCUGGCCACCGAGGCCUCCCGCAGGGGCCGCAUGCUGUCUGUGCAAUGUGCCACCCCAAGCCCUCCCACCUCCCCUGCCUCCCCGACUCCACCGGCCAACCCCCUGUCGUCUGAAUGCCCGCGGGGCGCCGACAGCAGCCAUGCCAUGCGGGUCUGAGCUCUGACUGCAAGCCCUGGCCGAGGCCAAUGCUGCGAAGCUCCAGAGAGCCACGUUCUGAAGCACCCUCUGUCCACCUGACGGCCUGGCUCCCCACCUGCCCCCCUGCGCCUGCAACCCAGUGCGAAUUCUUCAGGGAGGCAGGCUGGGGGCCAGGGCUGCGGCCAGCAGAGGAGCAGAGCAUGGAUGAGGCUUUGCUGUCCACGCCCACCAUCCUCACCCUGAAGCCCUUGCUGUCCCGCCGGGGGGGCCCCGGCGGGGCCUGGGAUGGUCGGGCCCAGCAUCUCUGAUGUCCACCAUUGGGAGCCCAGAGCUGGCUCUGGCUGGCUCUGUGGUGGCCUUUUCUGGAGCAUCACCUGAUGGAGAGCAUGCUCUGGCGGGAGCAUGUCCUAGGCUAACUUAGGUGAGGACUAGAGAUGAAGGAGAUGGACCCUCUGCCUCUUGAAGCUCCACUGGACACCAAGGACAGCUGCCAUUAUUCCAUUGGCCCCAGCUGACCAGCUACACCCAGGCUUUGUCGCACUCUGUGGAUGGGGCUUCUUGGAGGCCGGUGGAGACCAGCCCUGCCUGAGCCAAAGACAAGAUGGGGAAGAGAUGGGGAGGGGCUCCUGGGGCCCCAGAGAGGUGGUGCUGGCUAGAGAGAGAGCAGCAAGUCUGUGCAGUGUUGGAGGGCAGGUUGGGAAGGGUGAGCGGGAAAGGAGAGGUUCCUAGAAAGUGGGGGUUACGAGAGAGGAGACUCACAAGUAAUGAGGCUGGAGGGAAAUGGAGAGGGGAGCCUGGCUUCCCCGUGGUGGAGCCUAGGUUAGUGGAAAACGUAGGGUCGGACGGUGGCCUGUGCACCUGCUCCUCGUCCCCAGAAACAGCCGGGCCCAGGCAGGCGCACCAGCAGAGCACGGCAUGGCUCGGCAGAGGCGCUCCAUGUGUGGGGCGGCGGGGAGCUGAGCGUGGAUCAGGGCCCCGUGUCUGCCUCUCCCGCCUGUCUUACAUAGGGCUGGCCAGCCUUGGGCCUUCCCUAGCCAGUUUCUUGCCCCCAUUCCUUCUAGAAAGCACUGUGGCCCAGCUGGGAGGUCUGUCAGGGAAGAGAGGAUGAAGCCUUAAUGUAAGAGGCCAGGACCCUCCCCUCAUCCCAGAUCAGGCUCCUACAAUCCACCUACCCACGAGGCAAAAAUGCAUGCCUCCUCUGUUCCACCCACCUGGAGCAAAUGUGGCCAGUGAGGACGGAGACGCUGAAGACCCCAGGCCGCCUGUGCGGGAGUGGCUGCCCAGAGACCUCAGUCCCCGCCGCAGCGCCCCAACGACAACCACUGCAUCUCCACCAGUUCCUCUCUACCCCUUCCUGGCUGGGGCAGUGGCUGGCUCAUAUGCAAGUAAAGAUGACAAUUCAU